CCUUGUGUGCGUCGGGACAGCUGCAGCCGGGCCGGGGCUCGCCUGGAAUGCAGGCGCGGGCUGCGCACCGGGACUUUUAUGGAAACUUGCAGAGCCCGACGCUGGAGCCUCAGCCACGGCAGUAGCAGCGACGCUCUCCAGCUUCUCUCACGCCCACCCAGCCUCUGGGAUUAACUGGACGCGAGCAGCGGAGCGGACGGGGGCUCUCAGGUAAAGCCUGAAAACGUACAUUUUCUACACAUCUGGUGCUGGAUCCCAGAAAGUAGCCAUGAAUGACAUUGCACAGAAGGCAGAGAUUAUCCUUUCUUCGUCUAAACCUGUCUCAAAGUCCUAUGUGCCCAAACUUCGAAAGGGUGAUGUAAAGGAUAAAUUUGAAGCCAUGCAGAAAGCAAGGGAAGAAAGAAAUCAAAGACGAUCUAGAGAUGAAAAGCAAAGAAGAAAAGAACAAUAUGUUAGAGAGAGAGAAUGGAACAGGCGAAAACAGGAGAUGAAAGAACUACUUGCUUCUGAUGAUGAUGAAGAAACACAGUCUUCUAAGGUGGAGAAAGCUUACGUUCCAAAACUGUCAGGAACUGUCAAAGGAAAGUUUGCUGAAAUGGAAAAGCAAAGGCAAGAGGAAGAAAGAAAAAGAAUGGAAGAAGAAAGACAACGAAGGAUUGAACAAGACAUGAUAGAGAAGAGGAAAAUUCAGAGAGAACUGGCAAAGAGGGCACAAGAGAUCGAUGAACAAUUUAACAAUUCGGGAACUGACUCAACAUCAGAGGAAGGCGAUGAUUCAUUGCUAGUAACUGUAGUUCCUGUAAAACAUACCAAAUCACCUGGGAAGAUGAAAAUAAGUUUUGAGGACCUAGAAAAAGAGAGGGAAGAACAAGAAAGGCAAAAACAUGAAGAAGAAAAACGACUGAGAUAUGAGCAGGAAAAGCAAGCUCUCAAGGAAGUGAAAUAUUUUUCACCAGUUGUGGAAGAUGAUGAAAGCAAAGACAGUGAAAGAAAAGAAUCUCCCUCUCCUGGAAAAGUGAAAUUAACAUUUGAAGAACUAGAAAGACAAAGACAGGAAAAUCAGAGAAAGCAUGCAGAAGAGGAGGCAAGGCAACGCUUAGAAGAGGAAAAACGUGCCUUUGAGGAAGCAAGGCAGCAAAUGAUGAAUGUAGAUGGUGAUGAUACAGAGAGUGAAAAUUCUAUCAAGGAGUUGCAUCCUGGGAAACUGAUACUUGGCUUUGAGGAAUUAGAAAGGCAGAGGCAAGAAGAAGAAAGAAGAAGAACGGAAGAGGAGGCCAGAAGGCGUAUAGAAGAGGAGAAAAAAGCAUUUGCUGAAGCAAGAAAAAGCAUGAUUCCAGACGAUGCAUCUUCACAGAUAUCUGAAACUUUAUCUCAAGAAUCUCUUACACCUGGAAAACUGGAAAUAAACUUUGAAGAGUUACUGAGGCAGAAAAUGGAAGAAGAAAAGAGACGCACAGAAGAAGAACGUAGACAAAAACUGGAAAUAGAAAAGCAAGAGUUUGAGCAGCUUAGACAAGAAAUGGGAGAGGAGGAGGAAGAGUGUGAAACCUUUGAGUUAAGCAGGGAAUAUGAGGAACUAAUAAGAUUAAAAAGAAGUGGCUCCAUUCAAGCAAAGAAUUUGAAAAAAAAGUUUGAAAAAAUUGGUCAAUUGUCUGAAGAAGAAAUACAGAAAAAAAUUGAGGAGGAAAGAGCAAAGAGGAAAGCUAUGGACCAGGAAAUAAAAGAAAGGGAAGCGGAGAAAUUUCAAGAGGAAGAUGAAGUAGAUGUGAAGCCAGCCACAAAAUCUGAAGCUCCAUUUACACACAAGGUCAACAUGAAAGCUCGAUUUGAAAAAAUGGCAAAGGCAAGAGAGGAAGAGGAACAGAGGAGAAUUGAAGAACAGAAACUUUUACGGAUGCAAUUUGAACAGAAAGAAAUUGAUGCAGCAUUACAAAAGAAAAAAGAAGAAGAGGAAGACGAUGAUGGGAGCACUGUUAAUGGCUCAGUUUAUGAAGAUGAGGAGCAGCAAGCAAGGUCUGGAGCCCCAUGGUUCAAGAAGCCUCUUAAAAAUGUGUCAGUUGUGGAUGGUGAACCAGUAAGAUUUACUGUCAAAAUAACUGGAGAACCCAAACCAGAAAUUACAUGGUGGUUUGAAGGGGAAAUGUUGCAGGACUGUGAGGACUAUCAAUACAUUGAGAGAGGAGAAACCUACUGUCUUUACUUACCAGAAACUUUCCCAGAAGAUGAAGGAGAAUAUAUGUGUAAAGCAGUAAACAGCAGAGGAACAGCAGCUAGCACCUGUAUUCUCACCAUUGAAACUGAUGACUAUUAAUAGCCUUUUCUGGAGCCUUCCUUCUCUAAAUUUAUUGCAUUUAUUUCUUUCUCUCUGUGGUGGGGCCAACAAGAAAAAUGUCUGUCAUUCCUGAAACAAGAUACCCAAUUGCCUGUUUUAAGCUUCUGUAUUUCAGACUUAUUUGACAAGUUUUGUAACCUGAAGCAUAAUGGCUCAACCCCACCCCACCCCUUACUAAUGUGUUGCUUCACACAAUCAAGGCUAUUCCCGACAGGCUUCAUGUGAUACAGCCUACUUAGUCAUUAUACUAGUCUUCAUGAUUUCAGAAUAAAAACAGUGUAGUGAAAAACAAGUGCACGGUGAACUGCUUCACACAAGUAGUCUUCUGCCUGGAAGAGCCUCUGGAUUUUUGGCAUUGCAGUUUUCAUGCCAUGGUUUGCACAUGUGAAAUUAGGGCAAAGACACAGGGAAAAGCAAAACCGUGUUGUUCCCACAAAGACCAAUUAAUUAUUCUACAUUAAUAUUGCCCUCAAUUUCUUUGAUCUGGAAACUGUUAGUGCGGAAAAAAUGUUUAGUAAAAUUUAGUAGCCAAUUUUUAGUCAUUUAUUUAAUUGGUUUCUUGUUUAAUGGAAUAUUUUCCUUUUAAUCUGCUUGAAUAACAUAAAAUUAAAAU
Messenger RNA from Gekko japonicus, 2945 nucleotides. RefSeq names its product nexilin (F actin binding protein) (gene NEXN). Gene Ontology annotation, molecular function: cell-cell adhesion mediator activity. NCBI's taxonomy places the organism in Eukaryota, Metazoa, Chordata, Lepidosauria, Squamata, Gekkonidae. Gene Ontology annotation, cellular component: axon; plasma membrane. Gene Ontology annotation, biological process: axon guidance; homophilic cell-cell adhesion; mitochondrial fusion. Bases 269 to 2311 code for a protein of 680 amino acids. The record is from RefSeq and is a predicted model, not a curated record. The transcript is spliced from 14 exons.